AUGUUGAUCAGAGUCCUUUUCGCCUUUGCUUCCACCCUGGCUGUGGCCAAUGGUUUGGCUUUUGAUGUUGACAUCUUUGGGGCGUUCAAGGCCAACCCUCUUCUGACUGACUUCAAAAAAAGCCAAUUCGGUGAAAAAUUCAAGAUCAGCAUGGAUAUCAAAGAGAAUGCAAACGAUGAAAGGAGCCCACGCAUGUCGCUGGAGGGGCUGUGCGUUGAGUUGCUCCAGGAAAAAGCUGCCAAGAAGGAUGUUGUUGGAUUGCCCGGUGCCAAUGGACCCCAUCCCAAUUCAUCAAGUGGUGGCAAAGGACUCGAUGUUCUCAGCCACCCUUCCUUCAUUGACAUCUUUGGCACCCAGAAAGUGCGCAUGGAGAAGGCUGCCUGGGAAGUCAUCUUCAGAAAAGACGCAGCAAACGGCGCCCUCAUCCUUGGCUUCCAUCUUCCUGCAGGAGCAAAGCGCAAUGAUGCGCACAUUGACCCUGGACGCAUCUAUCUGUCAUUUGAUGUGUACGACCCAGAGAGGUUGGCCGUGAGGCAGAUUGAAAGAGUUGAGGCCGAAGCCAAAUGCAAGGAGUAUGUCCAGGAGAGAGAUGAUGAACUCGAUAAGUAUAAGACGACUAACAACAUUUUCAUGAAGGCACUGCACUACAGGAAUGCUGCUGCAGCUGUGGAGAAGAUUGACCUAAGUGGAGUUCGUUGGUUGAGUCAGAUCCCUUCAGACUCUGAUGUGCUUCCUCUUGGAGAUGGACUCUUGGUCAAGACCGCGGGGACUAUUUGGCAAAAGGAGCAAGGUUUUAUUGGUGCAAAACACACUUUGCUCGGAGAUGCUGUGAUGACCCCCUAUGAGGAACAGGCAAAGGAGGACCUCCUGCGACCCUAA
Molecule: messenger RNA, 879 nt
Organism: Seminavis robusta
Lineage: Eukaryota; Bacillariophyta; Bacillariophyceae; Naviculales; Naviculaceae
Source: the annotation of a GenBank genome assembly